Messenger RNA from Apaloderma vittatum (bar-tailed trogon), 668 nucleotides. RefSeq names its product non-specific lipid-transfer protein-like. Lineage: Eukaryota; Metazoa; Chordata; Aves; Trogoniformes; Trogonidae. The annotation marks the transcript as partial. The transcript is spliced from 4 exons. Gene Ontology annotation, cellular component: cytosol. The record is from RefSeq and is a predicted model, not a curated record.
UGCUGGCCGUAUUGCAUCUGUGCCUCUCAGUGCAGCUGUUGAUGGAUUUAAGUCACAUCUGGUCUUCAAAGAGAUUGAAAAGAAGCUCCAAGAGGAAGGAGAGCAAUUCGUCAAGAAAAUUGGUGGAGUCUUUGCCUUCAAAAUAAAAGACGGUCCUGGUGGGAAAGAAGCAACUUGGGUAGUAGAUGUGAAAAAUGGUAAAGGCUCAGUGGCAGUUAAUUCAGAUAAGAAGGCAGAUUGCACAAUUACAAUGGCCGACGCCGAUCUCUUAGCUCUCAUGACUGGCAAAAUGAAUCCUCAGACAGCAUUUUUUCAAGGCAAAUUGAAGAUUUCUGGGAACAUGGGCAUGGCAAUGAAACUUCAGAAUCUACAACUUCAGCCAGGCAAAGCUAAACUUUGAGGUCAUUAGAGUAAACAGUCAGUACUUAAUGUUCUUGACAAAAAAAAGUAGAAUGAAAGUAGACAUUAUUAAUAAUAAUAAGGUGCGGGCUGGGUUUGAUUGAACCUCUCUCACCUAAACUCUGUGGUUAGAGACCUUAAUUCUUUUAAUAAAUUCCAUCAAUUUCUCUAUGGCAAAGAUUUUGUAAGCUAAGCUUGAGGCACUAACUCUUACAAAUGGUAUAUGGUGGAUAUUUGUGACAAUUUUUGUUUUAAUCAAUAUGACAAAU